UUGUUUCAGCAACUUUAACCUCAAAAAAAGUUUGAAAACAGAUCACGGCUGCAAAUAUAAUUUUUAUAAUCAUACCUCAUGAAACUCCUUAAUUUAGCGAAGGUAAUGAAGAGAUAAAAUGGAUUGUGACAGUACCAAGAAUAACACUAUUUUAAUCCAGGAAAUCGUUGAGGGUUGUGCAAAGAUACAAACAGCCGGAAAAGUCUUCUAUAACCCUGUUCAAGAAUUCAACAGGGAUAUCAGCAUACUAGUUCUCAGAGUAUUUUCCAAAUAUUUCAUAGAGGAAAAGAAAACUCUGAGAAGAAUCAAGGAACCAACAGAUUUCGGUAGCGCUCAAUAUGCAACAGAUUUACCAGAAAAGGGGACCAAAUACGAAAAUGGAAUUAAGGUUCUGGAGGCCCUUUCGGCAACAGGUCUCAGAAGCAUAAGAUACGCAAAAGAAAUACCCGGUAUACAACAGAUAAUAGCAAACGAUAUUUCUGAAAAAGCCGUGGAGGACAUAAGGAGAAAUGUAGAAAAUAAUCAAGUGUCUGAUAUUGUGAUUCCCCAUCAUGACGACGCCACGAUGUUGAUGUACAAGCAUCGUAGAGACGAAAGGUUUGACGUUAUAGAUUUGGACCCAUAUGGAUGCCCAUCAAUUUUUCUAGAUUCGGCCUUGCAGUCUGUAACUGAUGGAGGUUUGAUACUGGUUACUGCAACUGAUAUGGCUAUUUUAGCAGGAAAUUCCCCAGAGACUUGCCACACUAAGUAUGGUUCGGUAUCGUUGAAGAUCAAAUGUUGUCAUGAAAUGGCUGUAAGGAUAUUACUUCAGUGUAUUGAAAGUCACGCAAAUAGGUAUUCGAGGUAUAUCGUACCUCUUCUCUCGAUUUCAGCAGAUUUUUAUAUCAGAGUAUUUGUAAGGGUGUACACAAGCGCUCAUAAAUGUAAAUUCACUAUGAGCAAGCUGUCCAACGUUUUUCACUGUACUGGUUGCGAUAGUUUCACGUUGCAACCCUUGGGCAUUUUAAAAAAGAACGAUAAACCCAACAACGUAAAAUUUGGUCUUCCCGCAGUGCCUGUUGUACCCCCUAAAUGCGAACAUUGUGGAGGCACUCAACAUAUGGGUGGCCCCAUAUGGUCAGCUCCAAUACACUCCUCAGAUUUUGUAGGAAAACUUUUGGAGAACAUUUCAAAUGACUUGGAAACUUUCAGGAGGAUAGAGGGGGUCCUCAAUGUUAUAAACGAAGAAUUACACGAUUGCCCCCUUUAUUACACGAUUGAACGGUUAAGCGGCACUCUUCAUGUCGAAACCAUGCCAAUGCUUACCAUGAGGUCGGCUAUUUUGAAUGCAGGAUUCAGGGUAUCUUACAGCCACAUGUGCAAGACGGGUAUAAAAACGGACGCUCCCGGUAAGGUUAUAUGGGAUAUAAUGCGUUGUUGGAUCAAAAGUCACCCCGUUAACGAAACUAGAUUGACUGGGGAAACUCCUGUAGCGAAGAUUCUAUCGGUUCAGCCCGAGAAAGAAUAUAACUUUCAGGCUCAUCCUCUGGCUAAUCCAGAUUCGAGGAAAUCGGGUCUGUUGAGAUUUCAGGCUAAUCCUCAACCUUUUUGGGGCCCAGGUACAAGGGCGCAAGCUAUGGUGGGCGAAGAAAGAAUGUCAAAAAGCAAAAGAAAUCAAGGAAAGAGGAAAAGGGAAAAUUCAGAAGAGAAAGAAGGUUCGGGCACAAGUGAAAAUUAGGUAUUGUUGAGGAAAGUUUUUCAAUGAUUUUGAGACGGAUUAACAUCUGACAUUAUAAAAUAACCAAAA
Coccinella septempunctata (seven-spotted ladybird) is the source of this 1786-nucleotide messenger RNA. It is a transcript of the gene Trm1, whose product is annotated as probable tRNA (guanine(26)-N(2))-dimethyltransferase. Gene Ontology annotation, biological process: tRNA N2-guanine methylation. Lineage: Eukaryota; Metazoa; Arthropoda; Insecta; Coleoptera; Coccinellidae. Gene Ontology annotation, molecular function: RNA binding. The transcript has 8 exons. The coding region runs from base 119 to 1717 and encodes 532 amino acids. The record is from RefSeq and is a predicted model, not a curated record. Gene Ontology annotation, cellular component: nucleus.